Paralichthys olivaceus (Japanese flounder) is the source of this 4238-nucleotide messenger RNA. RefSeq names its product calcium channel, voltage-dependent, gamma subunit 7b (gene cacng7b). Gene Ontology annotation, molecular function: voltage-gated calcium channel activity; channel regulator activity. The record is from RefSeq and is a predicted model, not a curated record. NCBI's taxonomy places the organism in Eukaryota, Metazoa, Chordata, Actinopteri, Pleuronectiformes, Paralichthyidae. Gene Ontology annotation, cellular component: AMPA glutamate receptor complex; postsynaptic density membrane. Gene Ontology annotation, biological process: postsynaptic neurotransmitter receptor diffusion trapping; positive regulation of synaptic transmission, glutamatergic; calcium ion transport.
UGCUGCCGCUACAGUAUGUCUCUGUUGUAGCCAAAGUAGCUUUUGCUGAACCGAGCCACCGCAGUGCCUGGGACACACUGAGUGGAGGAGAGAGUGGGGGAUUCGGAGGAUGGAUAAGGGGGCUUCAGGGUAAACACCGAAGAGAGAGAGGGAGAGAGAGAGAGGGAGGGAGGAAAUAGUGAGAAAGACCAAAAAUCCACCAAGCCUCCCUGGUGUGAGGUUUCUUGGCUACUGACUUGUGCGCACGACUCUCGUGGCAGGAUGAGUUCGUGCAGCAGCCGUGCGUUGACCAUCCUGUCCACAGUGUUCGGAGCCUGCGGGCUGCUGCUGGUGGGGGUGGCCGUGUCCACCGACUACUGGCUGAUCAUGGUGGAGGGCAUCAUCCUGCAGCAGAACCAAAGCAUGGAGGUGAAGAUGGCACUGCACUCAGGCCUCUGGAGGGUUUGCUUCGUGGCCGGGUCAGAGAAUGGGAGAUGUGUUGCCUCAGAGUAUUUCACUGAACCCGAUAUAGAGAUUACCACUGAAAACACAGCGAAUAUCCUAAAGAUGGUGCGUACGGCCACACCCUUUCCGAUGGUGUCGCUGCUCUUCGUCUUCACCGCCUUCGUCAUCAGUAACAUCGGACACAUCCGGCCUCAGCGCACCAUCCUGGCCUUUGUGUCCGGCAUCUUCUUCAUCCUCUCAGGCCUGAGUCUGGUGGUGGGCCUGGUGCUCUACAUCUCCAGCAUUAAUGACGAGGUGAUGAACCGGCCAAGGGAGCCCGAGCAGUUCUUCAACUACUACUACGGCUGGUCCUUCGCCUUCGCUGCCUCCUCCUUCCUGCUCAAAGAGGGGGCCGGGGUGCUGUCAGUCUACCUGUUUAUGAAGCGUUAUGCUGAGGAGGAGAUGUACCGCCCCCACCCUGCUCUCUAUCAUCCCCGCCUGUCCGACAGCAGUGACUACAGUGGCCAGUUCCUCCACCCAGAAUCCUCCUGGCCCCCGCCAAAGCGCGGCCGCAGCACCUCCGAGGCCUCCAGUGACAUCUCCAUCCAGCUCAACCAGGCGCCACCGGUUCCGUCCAAGAGCAAGCUUCAAACAGGCGCCCAUGGAAGCCCACCCUCUGGCUCCUCCUCUGCAGGGAGCUACCCUCAGUCUGCUGGUUACCCCUCCACACACACACUGCCCAGGUCACACUCCUCACAUCCCCAGGGUCAGGCCCUUCCCAUGCCCCCAUCACCUGUGCCUCCUCCUCACUAUCAUGCACACAUGCAGAUGAGCGCCUCCCCCUGUUAGGAAGAGAGCGCACUGUGGAGGUAAGGAGAGACACAGACUCCUCAUAUUCAUGUAUGCUGUACAUUUAGAUGUGGAACAGACUAAACACUGAGCUUGGAUCAUUUGAGAUGAAGAGGCGAGAAAAUGUAGCUUUAGAACAACCUGAAGACAAAAGAGAUUGCACAGAUUGAAAAGGAAGAUUUUACAGAAAGGGGCGAUGAAUGAAUCGAGGAAUUCAGAUUUUCAUGAAGGAAAAAGAGACAAAAGACGGUAGAGGUGAGGUUGAGCGACAGAGGAGAUGCAGGAGAGGCAGAGCGAGGCAGGGAGAGAGAGCGAGGAGCUGCAGUAAAAUACGAAGAUGCUGCAGUGCUGCGGGAAAUUUGUAUGCACUUGGAAAUGUACAAUGUAAAGCACUGAUCACAGAGACUGAGGAUGCACAUAGUUUUAUACAUACGUAAUUCAUAAAAGUAAGCGGACUGCGAGCCUUUUUUCUAAAAGGUAAAUAUGAAUAAUAUAUUCUUGUCUUCUAUGAAUUUCUUACAUCAUCAAUCCAGUUUCAUGACUCACAAUGUCAAAGCAGUAUCAUAAUAUUAUUAUAAAUCAAAAGAUAUUUAUUACAAUAUAGAGUAAUUCUGACAUGAGAACACUAUAUGUGAACGAUGUUGACGUUUGUAAACAGAACACAGAAGUGGAUGGUUUAAAAAAUAUCAGGAGGACAAAACUUUAGGUUUUUACAUAUAUGUUUGAGAUACAAAGUUGUGACUUCUUGAACAUUAAAGUGCACAUGAGGACGCCCAUACAGAUGUUGUAAAUUAUAAAUAAAGCUUUGACCGAAGUCACACCUGGAGGAUAUCUGACUCAUUCUGCUUCGGACAAAGACGAGCUACAGUCCACAUCAGAUACUGUACACAUCAGGCUGGUUUCACACAGGGACCACUCCACAGUGACACAGGGGUCUAAUGCCCUCUACUGGUCACUGCUCUGCACUGACCCUGGACCAGAUGUGGGUCUAGUUCACCACUGGAGCUGCUGUUUGUCCAGAUGUGGAGUUGCAGUAAAUGUCAUGGGGCAAUGAGACGUUUUGAGCAUGUGACAGAGACAUGUGUGUUUUACAGAGCAGUUCAAAGUAUUUUUUAAACUUCAAACGCUGUGUAUAUAUAUAUCUGGAAAACUCACAUGAUAAAAGUAUAAAUACAAUUUUCUCUCACUGCUCAUAGGACGAUACCACUGUCUGUGACAUGCAGGUCCUCUAGCUUUAACAUUUCACAGACAAAGUAAUGGCCACUACUUUAUCCCAACAUAUUUGAUUGAAUGCAUCAUACCAUAUAUUCUUAGAGGGUAAAAAUAAAUGGCAGUGAUGAAAAUGUGAUCCUGAGUGUUUAGGACCGCAGCCUUUGAUUGUCUUUGUAAAGAGCCAAUUUAUUAUUUUGUUGGCCCCCGUUGAAUAUUUAGAACGUGAUAUAAACAUUUAAUAAAUCAUCUGUAACAUAAGCAGAAGUGGUUCAUAUUCACAUAUUUGUCAACAUCUGUAACUCUGUUGGCAGGAGGCUGGUGAACAAACAGAUAAUGAAUGACAAUACAAUAAACAGUUUGAUAGCACGUAACGCUUGAAGCUAUAAUUGUUAAAUACUGUGUGUUAAUUGAUUAUUAAUUAGUAAUUUACUGAAAAAAAAUGGCAAAAAAAUAUCUUUAAAGCUGCUUACAACGACUGCACAAUGUGUUAAGACACUUUUAUUAAAUGUUGGUAUGCUGUAAAACAAUUCAAUAAUUCAACCAAAUUAAUGAUAUUCCUUCAUUUACUUCAUUUACAAAAACUAUUGAUUCAUUAUUUCUAAUCUAAGCUCUGAAUGCAUUACUCUUUUUUUGAAAAGAUAAAAUGGUUCUUCCUUUAUGGUGGCAUUUCCCCCAUACACCACUAGGUAGCAGCCUAAAUCACAGGACAUUACAGAGGCCGUUAGCCUAUAACAUAUGUUGAGCCACCUAUGACAUGUUAUAAAUGCAUUUUAGCAAAACAAGCCUGUAUUCUUUUUUGGUUUUCUAGUAUAUUUAUCUGGAGAAUUGUAGUAAUGCUCUGACAAAGCUGCUCAAACACUCUAUUAUAUAUCAUAUGUAAUAAUAUUCUGCUCAGAAACCGAGGACCUGCAUGUCAGAAACAAUGGUAUUUUAAUUUAGAAUAUUCACAUUUAGUUAAUUAGUUUUUUUAAGGCACAUCAUACAUAUAGAGAUAUGCAGACAUUGGUGUAUCUCUGUAAUGAGAGUCAAACCACAGUGUCAUUGUGUAAUGGUUGGUUUUCAUUAUCACUGUGAUGCUUGAGAGAGGGAAACACACUGACGUCCUGCAGGUGAUGUGUGUGAAGACGUAAAGUGAGCUCUUUAAAAUAUCAUCGUUUUGUUUUGCAGAACUUUGUUAAUCAUGAACAAGUUUUUUUUAAACACCCUCCUGCUUUUUGUUUAUGCGGUUGCACAAAUCCAAACUGAGGUGAAGGCUAGUGUCGCUACAGCUGCUGCUCUUACAGUCAGAGGGUAAAGUGCCUUGCUCAAGGGCAUUUCAGCCGAAGCUGUUGAAGAAGAUCACACUAUAUCCCUUUCUAGAUUUGACCAGCCAUCAGGCAUCGAAAUAUCUGAGUUAGUCCACUCUCUAACCUUUAGACCCCUGACCUCUGUGACUGUGGGCAGCUGAGCAGCAUUUCGGUUGUUCUUUAACACUUAACUUUCCAUUAUAAUGUCAGGAAUUAUUCACUCAUCAUGUGGUGCCUGUUAAACUGCAGCAGUUCUUUUCUUUUUCAUCUCUGUACCUUUGUUUUUCCCUCUCAGCCCCCAGCUCUCUUCUUUCUUUGCCUCCAUAAGGGUGUAGCUGUGCACGUUUCUGCAGAAAGACCAAGUCUUCUUGCACAUGAAAAGAAAAAAUGGAUGAAACCAAUGUUUUUCAAUGCUUCAACGCUGUAUAAUCUGGGUUAUAGACGACAUGAUUCAGUAGAAGUUGUAAU